AUGUUGGCAUUGAAUUUGAUACGUGGGGUGAGCAGAAGUGCUGGUGUGAGGUUCUUGCAGACUUCGCCCAUUGUUUGGAGCAAAACCGCUGAAGGUGCUAAGGGAAAGGAUAAGGAUGCUAAGAGUGGUGUUAGCAGGAAGGACUUAAUCAAGCAGUUUGGACCAAAGAGGCCUGCUGCCGCCUUCAUUUUGUACACAGUUCAAGAGCGUGCUAAUGCAACGGCUGAGAACCCCGGACUAUCGACGAAAGAGAUCUCUGCAGUUCUGGGUGAGAAGUGGAGACAACUGUCUGAAUACGAGAAGGAACCCUACUUCCAGAAAACUCAGCAAGCUCUAGAGGAAUAUAAGACCAAGAAACAAGAGUUUGAAGCCAUGCUGCCACCUAAGAAGCCGCUAUCACCAUUCCUUUUGUUUUCGAAUGAAGUUCGUGAGGAGAUCAAGAGCCAAAACCCAUCCCUAAGUUUUGGUGAUUUGGCCUCUCUCAUUGGAAGAAGGUGGAAAUCGCUAGGAGAGUACGAAAAGAAGAAAUAUUAUGAUCGCUAUGCCGAAAACAAAUCUAGCUGGGAACAAGAAGUUCAAAGGAAAUUGCAAAACUUUAAAUUGUAA
Messenger RNA from Nakaseomyces glabratus, 606 nucleotides. RefSeq names its product DNA-binding protein ABF2 (gene ABF2). Gene Ontology annotation, molecular function: DNA binding, bending. NCBI's taxonomy places the organism in Eukaryota, Fungi, Ascomycota, Saccharomycetes, Saccharomycetales, Saccharomycetaceae. The record is from RefSeq and is a predicted model, not a curated record.